AUAUAUUCACACCAGUGCGCAUGAGCGCGUCUUAUGUUUAUGGCAUUUUCCAAACGUUUAAAAAAAAAAUAAAAAAAGAAAAUACUGUGAUUAAAACGUGAAUUUUGUAUUUUUCACAAGUUCCAUUAAUCAAUAAAAAUGAAUGAAGUAACACUACCUCCUUCGCCAAAUUGGUACCUGAAUAAUGUAAUGUCUUGCUCAAAAAAUGGAACAAUUGCUUGGGGUUCCAGACAUACAAUUGUCAUUGGUCAUCAAAAAGAGAAUAGUAAAAUACUCGAAUAUUCAAUUAUUUUAAAUGCUCAUUCAGAGCGUGUGACUUCAUUAUGUUUAUCACCUGAAUUCGAAGAAAAUGCUGAGAAACGUCUUUUAGUUUCGGCAGGAGAUGAUCAUAUCGUUAAAAUUUGGAAAGUUGACAAUCUCACAUCAACUUUGACAAAUUCUAUUUUAGACGCGAAACAAAAAGUAAUUGGCGUUGAUUGGUCGAAGAAUGAUCCAAAUUUAAUUUGUUACGUGAGUUCGGAAGGUUUUCUUGUUAAUUGGAAUAUUGCCUUUGAUACAAAUCAAAUAAUACCAAUGGGAAAAUUAACACCAACUUGUAUAGCAUGUUGUCCUCAUGAUCAAAAUCUCGUGGCUUUAGGCUCAAAAAAAGGAACAGUUUUAAUAGUUAAUAUUCAAGGAUCAGGAUCUAUAAUUUAUAAUUUAAGAGGUCAUGAUGUUGAAGUUGUGAGUUUAUCCUGGUGUCCUGUUAGUUCCAAUGUUUUCAUUGAAAAUGGAGCAAGAGAUUUGCUUCUUGCUUCCGGUGGAAAAGACAGAUCCAUAUUUUUUUGGCGUGCUGGAGGUGAUGGAAGAUAUCAAUGUCAAAUAAUGCUACCACCAAAUCCAAUGGAUUCACAAAAACAUCGUUCAAAACUUGGCGCUGGUUCAUUUAAUUGGACUGCACUUUGUUGGGUGGAAGCAAAAUUAAUUUUAAUAAGUUCUGCAUUUGGUGAAUUAAUAUCUUGGGAUUUGACAAAAUUAAGUGGCAAAAAUAAACCCAUUUAUCAAUCAAUUCAUUCGUGUCAUAAUCGUGGAUUAUUUUGUAUCGCGACACACAUUCAAAUUGAGGAUAAAGAUUGUCAACAAAAUUGGAGGGAAAAAAACUCAAGGAGAAUAUGGACAUUGGGCCAAGAUCGUCAGGUGAUUUGUUGUGAUUUAUUAGAAGACAAAUCGACAAUUGAAUAUCGAAUUCCCACACAGGGAGGAUAUGUUUAUUGUCUUGCUGCUUGUCCUCUUGAUACAACACAAAUUGCAUUUGGCUCUGGUGAUGCAAUGUUGCGAAUUUGGAAUUUAUCCGAACCACAUGAGUCUUAUUUUGAAAUUUCAACACUUUGGCAGAAAAUAAUGGGAAAAGUCAGAGCCCUAUCAUGGCAUCCGGAGAAGGAAAAUCUUCUUGCUUUUGGAACUGGAGAAGGACGCAUUGGAAUUUACGACACAAAUGCAACAAAACCACCUCUUUUAUAUAGACAAUAUCAUAGAAAUUGUAUUUAUUCCCUUCAUUGGGGACCAGCUCCAGAUGUUCAAUUAUAUGCAUUAUAUUCAUGCGGUGAUGGCGAAUUAGUUUUUUAUAAUCCUGAAAAUCCAGAUAAGGAUCCAAAAUCGGUGAUAAAAAAAGAUUGCACUGAAUUCGCAUGGAAACCAAAUUAUUCAUGUAUGGCUGUUGGUUUUGAGCAUGGAAAAAUUUCCUUCUUUGAUCGAAAUUUAAAAGAAUUGGAUAAUUGUAUUUAUAAUCCUUUAAGAACAGCUGUUCAUUGUUUAGUUUGGCAUCCAGAAAGUACAGAAACCGAUUUAUUAAUGUCACCAUUACAAAAUUAUUUAGCUGUUGCUUUUAAUAGUUCAGUGAUAACUAUUUUUGAUAUUUGCGAUUUGAAUGUAAAUACAGAGGAAAAGGAAAAUAAAGAAGAGGCAACGACGACGGAAUCGACAGCUUUUUAUAAAACAGUCGCUACUUUAUCGGGACAUACGGAAAAAGUUGUUUCUCUCGUUUGGAGUCCACAUCAAAGUGGAUUUUUAGCUUCUGGAAGUUAUGAUAAUACAGUUCAGAUUUGGAAAGUGGAGACACAAGAAAUAAUUGGUACAUUCACAGGACAUUUGGGUCCAGUUUUCUCAUGUAUGUGGAGUCCACUUGAUCCAGAUUAUUUAAUAUCAGGUUCAGCUGAUUUUACUGUACAAAUAUGGAAAAUUUCCGAACAAGAAGCAAUUAUGCCCACGGAAAAGCCAACAUCAAGAAAAAUAAAAACAAAAAAGAAGAAAAAUCAUAUUGACAAAUCAUCUUCAAUUGUAAAGAAUAAUGAAAAUGAAGAUGAAAUUUCAAAAAUGAAAUCAAGUGAAUCACAAAAUUCAAUAAAUGCUGAGAAGAAGAAUAAUAAUUCAAAGAAAGAUUCCAAAAAACGAGCAUAUUUUCCAAUUUAUAGUAAACGUUUAAAUAGUAAAACAGCUAUUUUAGCUUCAAUAAGAACACUUUUAAAAAGUAUUAAAGGAGAAAAUGAAUCGGAAGAUGAGUGUAAAAAACAAGAAGCUGAUGAUAAUAAAAAUGGUGAAAAUAGUGAAGAUGUUGGAGAUGGUAAAAAUGAAGAAAAUAAGGAGAGAAAGGAAAAAGUAGAAGAAAAAUUAGAGACAAAUGAAAAUAACGAUACGAUGGAAUCUAAUGAAAAUGAUAAAACAUUAGAAACAAAUGAGACAAAUGUCCCUUCUAUUUUUGCUGGAAAGGAACAAAUUUUAGAUAUUAUCAAAGAAGAAAAACCAUAUUUGAAUUCUCGUGGUCAAUAUAAUGCAGUAUUAGAAUUGGACGUUUGGUGUAAUAAAUUGAUGGAAACUUUGAAAGAUGCUGUUAAAGAAAAAAGAUUAACCGAUUAUCUUGUCUCGCUUGCUCCAUCGUUGUCAAUGAAAACUUGGCAGGAAAUGUGCGAAGCUUACGCAAUGCAAUUGAUAACCGAUGGUCAUAUUAAUAAAGCCGUUUGUUAUUUAUUGAAAAUACAUCGAAUUCAUCAGGCGGUUGGAGCAUUUUUUAAUGCGAAAAUGUAUAAAGAAGCUUAUGCACUUGCCACAUUGAAAUUAGAUCCUCAAGAUCCGCUGGUUGAGAAUAUUUUACGAGAUUGGGCCAUAACCGCUACAAGAGAGGGAGGUUUCGAAGACGCUGUUCAAUGUUACGUGAAGUUAAAAGAUUUCAAAAAAGCCGCACAAUUAUUGUCGCGACGUAAAGAAAUUCCUUUUUUGAAUUUAGCCGCCGAAUUGGCUGAAAUGGGCAAUGAUUUUCAAUUAAGUGAUUCACUUGCAGAACAAGCGGUGAAUGAAUCUCUUUUAAUUGCCGAUUUUGAAACAGCAAAUGCAAUAACGAAAAAAUAUUCACGAAUUUAUCAUCGUCAAAUUCAUGUGAAUACACUUAAAGUUAUAAAAAUAGCUCUUGAAAAUACAAGUUCAAAAACAAUUUGCGAUUGGAUUGAAGGAAAAUCGAAAAUUUGUGGAAUAUUGGAAAAUUUAAAUAAAAAUUUCUCUAAAAAUACAGAAUUAUAUAUUGAACUUGGAAAAUCAAUUUUUAAUGCACCUCCAAAAUGUGAGGCCGAGUUGUGGAUAAAUGUCAGUCAUCAAAUAUCAUUGGCAAUUGUUGGAGAAAAUGAAAAUCAACUUUUAAAACAUAUUUUAAUUGCUCUGCAAAUGAUUUGUUCUUAUGAAAAAACACAAUAUCAUCGUGAUGAAACCACAGAGAGUUUAUUAUUGAAAUUCUUGUCAAUUUUAGAAUGUAAAGAUCCAUCAAAUGAAAAUAGUUUAUUUUCAAAAAAAACUGAAAGAACGAAAGCUCUACGUGCUUAUUUAUGUUAUGGUUUUUUAAAUUGGUUUACGGAAGAAAAUUUAAGAAAAGAAGAUUCAGAAAAAAAUUAUGAAAUUAUAAUCAAUACAAUUGAAAAAUAUAUUAAGGACGUUUUAGAUAAAGAAGCUGUUAAACAUUGGACGGAAGUUAAUGAAAUUGUUAAACUCGAGGCUUCACUUGCUCUCAAUAUAGGAAAAACUCAAACUCCAGAGGACGAAAAAUUGGAACCUGCAUUGAGUGUUGAACGAUUGGAUCGUUUAAGAUUUGAGGGUAAACAAUUUUUAGAAAAUCGAGUUUCAACUCCAAAUCCAAUGGACGCCUAUGUAGCAUCAUUUGAUUUUAUUAAUCAAAUUUCAAAUGAAAAUGUGAAAAUUGCCAUUAAAAAAUUAAUAGACAAUGCUUGGCAAGAGGCUGCCGUUUAAUUUAUGUUUUUUUUCUUCUUCUUUUUUUUGUAAAUACGUUUAAUAAUGAAUUUUAAAAUCAUCAUUUCUUUUUACAACUUUAAAUGAUUAAAAAAAAAAAAAUAUUGGCAUGAAAAACGUAAAUAUCAAAUAAAUUGUUUUUUUUUUUAAAUUUAAAAGACAAAAUUGAUUUUUAUUUUUAAUAUAAAAAAAUAAUUAUUGUGGAAAUUAAUAAUACACAAAUUUAUUUAGCAAUAUUUUAUUUUACCUUAAAAAUAAAUCAAGCAUUUAUUUUUUCUGUUCUUUGCUUGGUUUCGCUUGACGCUUUAACCUGAAGAAUGCGGAUGUUCUUAAUUUGUUGCGAAUUUGUUUUGCCUUUCGCAAUUUGAAAC
This is a messenger RNA of Leptopilina boulardi, 4637 nucleotides long. RefSeq names its product gem-associated protein 5 (gene rig). The record is from RefSeq and is a predicted model, not a curated record. Gene Ontology annotation, molecular function: protein binding. Lineage: Eukaryota; Metazoa; Arthropoda; Insecta; Hymenoptera; Figitidae. The transcript is spliced from 13 exons. Bases 139 to 4266 code for a protein of 1375 amino acids.